AUGGCGUCGUUGCCAUCCACUCUCGUCCUCCUAUCCACCCUCCUCCCCCUCCUCUUCUUCCCCUCCCCUUCCGCUGCCAACGAGGGCAACAUCAUCGUCACCGGCGACGUCCUCUACACCGACAGCCAACUCACCAGCCCCAAUUCCGUUCUCGUUAUGCAAAACGACUGCAACCUCGUGCUUUACAAUCCCAAAGGCUUUCAAUCCGGCACCAGCGGUUUCGGCCCCAACUGCACCGCCGGCUUAACCGAAUACGGCCAGCUUCAGGUUAAAAACAGCCUAGGCACGGUCAUAUGGACAUCCGACUCCUCCGGCCCCAAGGGCAAUUACGCCGGCAUUCUCCAGCCCGAUGGCCGUUUCGGUAUCUACGGCCCCGCUCUGUGGGCCAUUCCCCGAUUCAACAAACUUAGCGCCGAAAGCAGCGCCGAGGAGCAGAAUAAGAUCGAUAACCAACCGAACGUGCCCAACCUGCUGUUCUCUUCCGAGAUAUUGAACGAGAAUUCGACGCUGGUGAGCAGGGACUACACAUUCGGAGUCAAGCAAGGGUGUGUCCUGGAGUUCACCAAGGCUGCCGUGGGCGUCACCUGGUCAAGCCCGGCAGGUAGGUAUGGAAGCAGCAGCCGCCAUUGCUAUGCGAGGCUCAAUUUCCUGGGGCAGCUCUCCAUCCUCGACGACAACAACAGAGUCGUGUGGCAGACCAAGCCGGCGUUGGCGGAGGGAGUCUACGUUCUUGUCGUGAAGAUUACGGGCGAAGUUGCGAUCUACGGCACACGGAUCUGGCUUAUCUAA
Molecule: messenger RNA, 789 nt
Organism: Phalaenopsis equestris
Lineage: Eukaryota; Viridiplantae; Streptophyta; Magnoliopsida; Asparagales; Orchidaceae
Product: mannose-specific lectin 1-like
Exons: 1
Coding region: 1-789 (262 amino acids)
Source: RefSeq, a predicted model, not a curated record